Molecule: messenger RNA, 2266 nt
Organism: Raphanus sativus (radish)
Lineage: Eukaryota; Viridiplantae; Streptophyta; Magnoliopsida; Brassicales; Brassicaceae
Product: mitogen-activated protein kinase kinase kinase 3
Exons: 11
Coding region: 71-1894 (607 amino acids)
Biological process (GO): protein phosphorylation
Molecular function (GO): ATP binding; protein kinase activity
Source: RefSeq, a predicted model, not a curated record
CUCUCUCUCUCUCUCUCUCUCUCUCUCUCUCUCUCUCUUUCGAUCUCAGUCCCCCAACCAAACGAUUGUGAUGCCUACUUGGUGGGUGAGGAAGUCGGGAAAGAACAAAGACGAUUCCCACCACCUCCUUCAAACCCAAACUCGCUCCGUCUCCGAUAAGUCUAUCAGAAGAAUCUCCGCAGAUAACAAAUCCAGCCCCGAUCCGGUCACUCCUUCUCGAUGCACCCCGCGCUGCAGCCGCGAAUUCGCCGGCGGCGCUUCCGGCUUCUCCGACGAGAAGAGAUGUCACCCUCUCCCUCUCCCGUCGCUCUCCGCUUCUUCCGUUCCUAGCGAUCAAGCCGCCGGUGGAUCGGUUUCUGGAUCGGCUUCUGUCUCCAGCGUUAGCUCGUCUGGAUCGGCUGAAGACCAGAGUCAACCCACUGCUCCUAGGAAAUCUAAUGCUGCUGCAGCGGUUUCACCAAAGGCGGGAACUAGACCUACCUCUCCACUGCAUAACAGAUUCUCCGGGAUGACGUUAGAGUCUUCUUCUUCUAAUGAUGGAGGGAGGUCAUCUGAGUAUCAUCCUUUGCCUCUCCCGCCGGGAUCUCCUACAAGCCCCUCCGUUGUGCUUCCGUGUUCUCCUACCAGCCCUGCUUCUGGUGUGCAGCAAGGGGGGUCUUGGAUUGUAGGAGGAGGGUCGUCGGAGACGACGACGACGGCCUCUCCUCCUUUGGGGGUUUCCAAGUGGAAGAAAGGGAGAUUUAUUGGGAGUGGCACCUUUGGCAAAGUCUAUCAAGGCUUUAAUAGUGAGGAAGGAAGAAUUUGUGCUAUUAAAGAGGUCAAGGUCAUUUCUGACGACAAAAACUCAAAGGAAUGUCUGAAGCAACUAAAUCAGGAGAUAACUGUGCUGAGCCAGCUUUGUCAUCCGAAUAUUGUUCAAUAUUACGGAAGUGAACUGAGUGAAGAAACCUUGUCCGUCUACUUGGAGUUUGUGUCAGGAGGCUCAAUCCAUAAACUACUCGCGGAGUAUGGUGCUUUCACUGAACCUGUUAUCCAAAACUACACACGGCAGAUUCUCUCCGGGCUUGUCUAUUUACAUGGACGAAAUACAGUGCAUAGGGACAUCAAAGGAGCAAAUAUAUUAGUGGAUCCAAAUGGUGAAAUCAAGUUGGCAGAUUUUGGGAUGGCCAAACAUGUAACAGCCUAUUCUACUAUGCUUUCUUUCACGGGGAGUCCUUAUUGGAUGGCACCCGAGGUUGUGAUGCACAAAAACGGCUACACUCUUGCAGUCGAUGUGUGGAGUUUGGGUUGUACUAUUCUCGAAAUGGCAACAGCAAAGCCACCUUGGAGCCAGUUUGAAGGGGUUGCUGCAAUUUUCAAAAUCGGGAACAGCAAAGACAUGCCAGAAAUACCUGAUCACCUUUCAAAUGAUGCAAAGAAUUUUAUAAGACUAUGUCUGCAACGAAAUCCGACAGUGCGUCCUACGGCUGCUCAGCUUCUAGAACACCCUUUUCUACGUGUACAUUCACCGAGAGUGGCUAAUACCAGCAUGCACAAAGAUGUCCCCCCACGUCCCUAUGAUGGACCCUCCUCACUGCCUACAAGGGAACCACCUUUUUCAGGGAGACAUCCUGUCUUUCAUCCUAUAAAGAGCCCUAGCAGAGAAAACGUAAGAGCCAUCACAUCCUUGCCAGUAUCUCCAUGUGCAAGCCCUUUAAGGCAACUUGGACCAGCAUACAAAAGUUGUUUCCUGUCACCUCCUCAUCCCUCUUAUGCAUUUCCCGUGCACGAAAGUGGGUACAACCAAGCUGAGUUUGCUGCAAGUCCAUUUAGGUUCAAGAAAGACACAUCGAUAGAACCAUCCAGUUACAGAGCCCAGGCGCCGAGUUCACCCUUCAGAUCAAGACUGGUGUAGAUCAUUAAAGUGAAGAUUGAGAUUUUGAGAGAGCCGCAUCCGAAAGAGUUGGCCCAAGGGAUCAAUGUACAGACAGUGUCUUUCUUUCUCUAGACCCUGGAACUUUAGGUGUGUGUGGGUGGGAGAAUCAGAAUUGGAACAAGAAGAGGAAGGGUUUAAGUGUAAACUGGGGCACAAAAAAAAGAUGUAAAAAGCAACAUGAAAAUGAAUACAAAGAUUAUAGAAGCGAGGAUUAAAGAUAAUAGUAAGUUGUGUUGUUAUACAAAGAUGAUAUUCAGUCUUGUCUUCUCAAAAAACAACCAGAAUGUUGUAUGGCUUUACCGUGUGAAUAUUUCUUUUAGAAAAAUUCGAUGAGUUUGAUUAUUUCUAAUC